Limanda limanda (common dab) is the source of this 3498-nucleotide messenger RNA. It is a transcript of the gene frmpd2, whose product is annotated as FERM and PDZ domain containing 2. NCBI's taxonomy places the organism in Eukaryota, Metazoa, Chordata, Actinopteri, Pleuronectiformes, Pleuronectidae. Gene Ontology annotation, cellular component: cytoskeleton. Gene Ontology annotation, molecular function: protein binding. The record is from RefSeq and is a predicted model, not a curated record.
AUGGGUACGUUUGUGACCCUGUCAGAAGUGUUGGAGGCCCGGGGGUCACCGCUGGACGAGGAUGAGGUGUGGUGUCUGCUGCUCGCCACCACGGAGGCCCUACUGGACAUCUCAAACAAAAGUUCUGGCAACAUGUGCAGCGUGCUAAGCCCAGGCUCGGUGCUACUGUCAGCCACCGGGCGUCUGGCCUUCAAGAGCUGUGCAAGAUAUGAAGAUAUUAGCUCCUUCACGGCUCCCGAGGUCCAGCAGGCUUAUGCUGCCUCCACCAGGACUCCAGCUGAAAAGAUGGUUGUGUACUCACUGGGGAUGACUCUUUACUGGUGCGUCGAUUAUCAUCUACCUCAUAACCAGCCGGUCCAGCUGAGUGCAGGGCUGGAGGGUUUACUGCUUAGUAUGUGUGAGGAGAUGGUGGUGAGGCGGGCCGACCUCCUGACGGUGCUGGAGACAUGUGAGCUGCACCACAAGGCCGCCAUGCUGCCUCCUGCUGAGCGCCUCGUAAGACAGCUGGUGGAAGACGUCUACAGGAACUCAGUUGAUCAUGUGUCCAUGGCUGAAAAUGGAUCCCAACUGACAGACCGCAGUCAAAUGGUCAGGGACAGAUUACACAGGGGCUCCUUCAGUUACUCAACAUGGGCGAUGAAGAAGAAGAUUUCCAGAACAUUCUCUGGAGCAUCUUAUCCAUCCGAGCAUGCAGGGUAUGAAGUGUGCAUGAUCCAUCAUGACUCUGAUCAGACUGAGAAUGGCAAUCUCAUUUUUUCCAGGACCCCCUCUGGAGGUCGACACAGAGAGAGUAACGGCAGCUGGCAGCAGCUGAACCGCAGCCCCUGUAGUCCGUACAUGGACAGUAAUCGAGCUGCCAACUUAAGAUCGCUGACACGGUUUGACUCCACAAUGAGUCUGAAUGACAAGAAAGCCAAGGACCUUGGUCCUGAGUUCGUGAGAAUUUUAGAUGAGCCGCUUGUCGUCUUGGAGCUGCCUGGAUCCAUCGUGUCAAAGAAAGGGAAAUCUUCAACCACCCAGAGAGAGCUGAGCGUGGUGAUGCCAAAUGGUCAGAGCAUCCUGGUCAAGUGUGAGGUGAAGUCCAGAGGAGGAGACGUCUUUGACAUGAUUGUGGCUCACUCCAACCUGAUGGAACAUUUCUACUUUGGCCUUGCCUACCUUGAUGAUAAUGAGUUUUUCUUUGUGGACAACGAUACCAAGAUUUCCAAAGUUGCUCCAGAUAGCUGGAAGAAAGUGCCUACAACCACCUUUGUUCUUUUCUUCAGGAUCAAAUUCUUUGUCAGUGACAUGUCUCUUCUUUUGCACAAACAGACCCGCCACCAGUAUUACCUCCAGCUCAGGAGAGACCUUUUGGACGACCGGCUGUCCUGCCACGAGGAGACUGCUCUGUACCUGGGAGCUCUGGCCCUGCAGACGGAGUAUGGAGACUGCAUGCCUGAGGUGUAUGGUAGGAACUACUACCGCCCGGACCAGUACAUCCCCAAAAGUGUGAUGGAGAAACGUGCCCUGCCUUACAUUAAAGACGAGCUGCUACGACUUCAGACCAACAACGCUCAGAUGCUCACUGACGAAUCAGAGCUUGAGUUCCUCAAAGUCUGUCAGCAGUUGCCUGAAUACGGUGUGUUGUUCCACCGUGUGACGCGUGAAAAAAACCCUGUAGAAGGAGAGAUUAUCCUCGGGGUUUGUGCCAAAGGAAUCAUCGUCUAUGAGGUUAAAGACGGCUGCAGGUCCACCAGUAAGAAUUUCUUCUGGAGGGAGACCGCAACCAUCUCCUCCAAUAGGCAUAAAUUUAUAGUAGAGAGCCGUGGCAGCAAGAAGAAGUACAUCUUCAUCACAGAAAGGUCCAAGGUAGCCAAGUAUCUGUGUAACCUGUGCUCCGCCCAGCACAAGUUCAACAACGAGAUGAGCUCCCGCCAGCUCACCCACAGCCUGAACUCAGCAGUUUGUCGUGCCCAGAGCAGCCGGAUCAAGUCUUUCUCAUGUUCCGAGACGCCACAGGAUGAAAGUGGUCUGACCACACCUCAGGAGGAGUCCCUAACCAAGCUGUGUGACGACGUCACAGCAAGGAUGGAGGCUCGGGUCGAACAGCCGCAACAGAGCCUCAACGAGCAGAGUUCCGGCUCCAGCAGUCAGCCCAGCAGCACUGGCAUGCAUUCCCCAGCAUUCUCUCUGAGGAGUGGCUCCGAGGUCCCCCCUGGUUCGCCAGCACCCAAAGAAACUCGGCCUAAGCUGGGAUCGUCGUCAGAGAGAGAAGUCAUCUGUGUUUCCUUAAAGAAAGACCCAAAGCUUGGCCUUGGUAUAGUGAUAGUGGGGGAGGACACUGUGGGGUGUUACGACUUGGGCAUCUUCAUUGCCUCCAUUGUUCCUGGUGGACCAGUUGACAAGGAUGGACGCAUCAGACCAGGUGGUCGUAUGAUCUCUCUGAACCACAUCAGCCUGGAGGGCGUUACCUUCACUGAAGCAGCAGAGGUCAUGCAGAGCAGCCCCGAGGAGGUGCAGCUCAUUAUCUCACAGCCAAAAGCUCCUCUCAGUCACAACAGCCUGCGCUCUCCUGUGCUGAGGAAUUACGAAUCCCAGACCACACUGAUGACAGGUGGCCGAUCACAGGACAGCGGCCUGGAUGAUAUAGUUUCGGUCAUGAUGACUCCAAAGACCGGCAACAGGCUGCACGUCCCCUGUGGACCUCGAGUCCUCAGUUCACAGGACGGCAGCUCUCUGUCUACCUCUCUGAACUCUGUGAGGCCAGAGGAGAUCACCGUGGAGCUCAGGAAGAUAGCAGGAAGUCUGGGCAUCAGCAUCUCGGGUGGCGUCAACACUAACCUUCCUAAUGGAGGAGUCUACAUCAAGAGUCUCGUAGCAGGCGGGGCUGCAGAGAGGGACGGACGUGUCCAUACAGGCGACAGACUGCUGGAGGUGGAUGGGAUUAGCUUCCAGGGCUUCACCUACCAACAGGCUGUGGAUCGUCUGAGUCAAACUGGAGAGGUGGUGACCAUGGUUGUGGACCAGGAGCUGGUGAACCUGCCCAGGGUUUCUUUCAGUGCAGACACCAGCAGCAGCGCUUCCAAUCAGAGCCUCAGUCCAGCCACAAGUCGGCAGGGACACAAAGGCUGCUCGUCCAACAGCACCCCUACGAGGACAGUCAGUGACAAGCCCAGAGACUACAGCUUCAUUACUGAUGACAACACCCAGGAGGUGACGCUGACCAAGAGUACCAAAGGCCUGGGUUUCAGCUUCCUCAUGUGCGAGCUGGAUCCACCCACGCCGGACUUUGGCAGCCUGGUGCGGAUAAAGCAGCUUUUCCCCGGUCAGCCGGCGCAGCAGAGCGGCAGGAUCAAGGAAGGAGACGUCCUGUUGGCCAUCAACGGACAAUCGCUCAAGGAUCUCUCCUAUCCAAAAGUGCUGAGGCUGUUCAAGAUUUCACCAGCUGAGGUUCAACUGACUCUCUAUCGGCCUGCCGACGGGAUGCUUCCUUCCAUCGAGCAGUUCACUGGCACAUGA